GCAUUAUGGUUGACUUUGCACGCUUGCUUUAAUACGAUAAACAACUGGGGCAUAUUGCUAUUGUGUCCGUGUAUUGUGAGGCUUUGAACUUCAAUUGAGACAGAAGUAUGAUUGAAGCCCGGUUGGCAUCGUGCUGUGACUUUGUGAGCGAGUUGAAGAGUUAAGGGUUUGGUUAUCCGGUUUAUAGCGAGAUGGAUCGAAAGGGCGGAGCAGGUGAAACGGAGGAGCAAGGAAGGGUCAAAACUAGGAUUCAACAAUGGGAAGACACCAUCCAAAAGACCGACCCAAAUUUUUCUGACGCUACCGACGAGGAACUCACUGAACGAGUGAAACAACUACUAGAUCGCCAUGGUUACUCCCGGAGACACUCCGAUUACAGCCUCAUGGGCUUCUCGUACACCAGCAACUCCACAAGCCCCUCCCCUCCCGGCCAGGGGAAUUCCCCUCGGCGGAGACAUUCCAACAUCACGGGCUACGCCCCCAAGAUGCCUAUUUACGAGGAGGGGCGGAUGCGCUCCAUGGAACUCCCAACCCCUCGUGAGGAGGAUGAAUUUGAGGAGGAGUAUUCGGGAGAUGAUGCCAAACAAGAUGGGGAUACGGAUAGGAAGGUGGAAGGAUGGGCAGAGGAGGAGGAAAGGGACCAAGAUUAUGAAAAGUUUGUCGGAUAUGACGAUGAGUAUACCAUCAAUGAUGAUUGGUAUGUGAAGAAAGAGCCAAGGGCCCCCCAUGAAGGGGCGGUUGAUUUUGAUGAGAAUUCAGAGGAUGCGCUUUCCGAAAGAAUACCUUUUCUUGAGAUGGUGGAUGCCUGCUGCGACACAAAAGAGUUGGAGCAGAGUUACAAGGCGGAUGCUGGUUUUGAGCGGGAGCGGGAGGAGCAGAACCGGAGCCUGGUCUCGCAGAACGUGGAGCUGAGACGGAAGCUUGAAGAUGAACACGGCAGCUACAAGAGAAAGCUCCAGGCCUAUCAGGAUGGCCAACAGAGGCAGGCUCAGCUUGUACAGAAGCUACAGGCUAAGGUAUUGCAAUACAAGAGGAAAUGUGGAGACCUUGAAUCCUCACUGCAGGACAGCCUCAACGAAUCCGAUCGAGAGAAGAUAUCUCUCCAGACUACAUCUGAAAGUUUGCAGACCCAGCUCGAGAAUGCAGAGACUCGUCUCAAGAUGAGGGUGGACGAGCACGCAACGGAACUGGAGGGCACCCUCAUCAGGCUCGAGGAGGAACAGCAACGGAGCGCCAGUCUGGCCCAGGUGAACUCGAUGCUGCGGGAACAGCUGGACCAAGCCACGGAGGCCAACCGGUCACUCAACCACGAAAUAGAUCAGCUGUCCAACGAGGUCAAGAGAUCGCAGGACGAUCUGGACAACAGAGAGACAGAAUGGAGGGACGAGGAGAAGUCCUUCAAUGAGUACUUUAACAGCGAGCACAGUCGUCUUCUGGUUCUAUGGCGUCAAAUUGUUGCCUUCAGAAGAAACUUUGCGGAGAUGAAAAGUUCGACUGAGAGGGACCUCACUCAGAUGCGAUCGGACGUAACCCGUACAUCACGCAACACCCAAUCGGCCUGCCAGAACCUCCAGUCAGCCUCACAGGGUAGCGAGACCGGUGCAGUCAUGGCCCUGGAGAGGGAGAAGGGCGAGAAGAUGCAACUAGAAUCCCAGAUGAGGGAGAAACUCAAGGAUAUGCUGGAUAUGCAGGCCAAGUUUGAUGCAGAGAAGGGAGACCUAACCACAAGAAUCAACGAGCUGACCAUCGCUAAUGAGCGCUACAAGAUCCAGGUGGCCGAGAAGGAGAACCAGCUCCGCCAGCGCUCCGCCUCCGCUGCCGGCGGCGACCACUUUGACUCCGCCCAAUCCGAGGCCUCCCAGGAAGCCUACAUGCUUCCCGGGGCCGACGGCGGCUCCCUGCGUGCCGUGCAGGAGGAGUGCGAGGCUCUGCACAUGGCGCUCAGGGACAUCGCCCAGGCGGUCAUCCAGGAUGCCGAUGCCUCUGCGGCCGAUAUGAGCGAGUUUGCAGCAGGUCAGGAGGGCGACGUGACUCUGGAUGUUAGCCUGGCUUCACCCUACGCCAAGUCAACUCCUCUCAGGCCUCUUUCCCCGACACGUUACAACCGUCACCGUUCCCCCUCUCCCCGCAGACCAGUUACCCCCUCCCGUCGGACUGCCUCACCUAGCAGGGCCCGCUCUCCAGGCUUCCCUGACUCCACCUACUCCGCCGUCCAGGCUGCUCUGCAGAAACGACAGCUUCAAGUUCAGGAAUUGAAGGCCAGGCUUAACUCCACUCGUGACCAGGCCAGCACGUUGAAGAAGAACCUUGAAGGCAGCGAGAACGAGAGGAGGCAGACAGAGAGGGCAGUAGACGCUCACCGGGACAACCUGAGUGUCUCUCAGAGGCAGCUGGAAGAGAUCAAGAGAGACAGGGACAGGCUCAGGAACUCACUGGAAGCUACAGGAAGUGAGAAAUCUGGUCUGGAGAACCUACGUCAGUCUCUGAAUGCUCAGAUUGAGUCUCUGAACGUAGAGAAUGAGAGACUCCAGGCAGCCAACUCAGACCUGCAGAGACAGAGGGAUCAUCUGGAAGAUGAGAGGGAGGAUAGAGAGAAGGAUAGUAUCAGACAGAAGAAGGAGAUUGAGAGAAGUCACAAGCUUCUAGAGCAGAUGGAAGGGAAGAACUCCAAUCUGAAGGAGGAUAUAGUCACCUUGAAAGAAGCUCUCAACAAGGCUGUCCUCGAGAAAGAUGUACUGGAGCAAGAGAAGGCAGAAAUUAGUGAGAGCCUCGCCCGUCUUGAGGUCCAGAGGGCAGAGCUUGAGGUGGAGUUGAAUCGUCUCAGAACCGAGGAGGCCGGUCUCCGAGAUUCCCUUCUCAAGAUGCAGGCACUCAACGAAGGCCUCGGGCAGGAUAAGAUUGAACUCAACAAGAUUAUCAUGCAGCUUGAAGCCGAGAAGAACCGCUUGAUUGAAGACAAAGAUAACAUUCACCACGAGAGGGCGGCAAUCCGCGACGAGCUGAUGAGGGUCGAGAGCGAGAAGGUGGAUACGGAGACGGAGAAGAUGGGUCUUAAUCAGAGUCUGAGUCUGAUGGAAGACAACAGGACCAGGCUGGAGGAGGAGAUGAGUCUACUCAACAGAGAGAAAGGAGAGCUUGGGGAUAACCUCUCACAGCUGUCCAGACAGAAGAACUCCUUAGCCGAAGAGCUACUGCAGACGAGGAGAGAUGUCGAGAGACAGAUAGAAGCAGUCACUCGCAUCGCCAAGGAGAAGGAGGAGCUGACGAAGGAGAAGGCAGAGUUGAUCGUUCAGCUCACUGCGUCGGAGAGAGAGAACAGAGCCCAGGCUGAGGUGAUAGCUGCAAUGAACACAGACAAGGAAAGCCUUGAGAGGACGCUGUAUGAGUAUCAGCAGAGUCUGGCCAAGCUUGAAGCAAAGAGGACACAACUGGAAAGCGAGCUUCAAGAACAGGGCGUCUCAAAAGAAGGAGUCACAGUUGAGCUUGCAAGGCAGCGUAAGGAGAUGGAGAUCGAGAUGACCCGAUACCAGAAGGAUCUUGAGCUUCUCAACCAGAGGAUGGUGCAGCAGGAGAGGGACACCCAGCUCGCUCUCAAACAACGUCAACAGGCUCACGAUGAAGACGUGGAGAGACUCAACAGGGAAAGGGAGAGCUUGAAGCUAGCAAUGGAGGCAGAGAAAGAGGACCUGGUGAGGAAGACGAACCAGGAGCGAGAGGAGCUGAACGGUAGAUACAUGCAGGAGAAGGAGGAGCUGACAGAGGAUCUGAUGGGGCUCCAGAGGGAGAGGGACGAGAGCUUGCUCCUGGCGGAGAAUGACAAGCAACAGUCGCUGUCUUUGGCCCAGACUGAGAGGAACCAGCUGGUUGAGAAGCUGAACUCAUCUCAGAGGGAUAUGGCUAAUGCUUCCAUGGAGAUGGAUCGGAUCAAGAGAGAGGCGUUCACUCGAGCUGAGACAGACAAGGAAGCUAUCAGAGACGUACAGGACGAGCUGAAAGAACUACGAGCAAGAUUUGAAGAGGGAACGAAUGUUCGAGAGCGCCAGGCCAAGGAUCUCAGCAACCAGAUCAAGGACCUUCAGAAGGUCAAGGAGGCCCUGCUGAGGGAGGUCAACGAACUUAAAACACAACUCAAGAUGGCCGAAGAGAGCAGGGAUGGGGUCAGGAGAGAGCUCAUCGAGGCGCAUCGCAAGAUCAGAGAAGGUGAUGAAGGUCGUGAGAUCCAGCGCAAAGAGAACAUGGAGCUGAAACGACAGAUGAACGAUGAGGUCCGUGAGAAGGACGCGAUCAACCGAGCAAACGAAGAACUGAGACAGAAGGUCAAGAAGGUGGAGACGGAUCGCAUCCAACUAAACAGGAAUGUGGAGGAGAGGACACAGAAGAUUGCUGUUUUGGAAGAGAGUAAGACAGCUAUACAGAAGGAGGCUGGAGACCUUCGAGCCAGUCUGAGGGAGGUGGAAAAGUCUCGUCUGGAGGCCAGACGAGAACUCCAGGAGCUCAGGAGACAGGUCAAGACCCUUGACACGGAUAAAGCCAAGCUGACCAAGGACAUCCAUGACCUUCAGAACCGUGUCGCCAGGGACGACGAAAAAGAGGAGGAGAAUAGGAAGGAGAUCUAUGCCCUCAAACAAAAGGUGAUGGAGACAGAGGCAGAGCGGGAGUCCGCCAGGAAGGACGCUCAGAACCUCACCCGUCGCUUUGGCGACCUGGAGGAGGAACUCCGUCUGAAGGAGAAGGAUUACGCAAUGUCCGUCGACGAGGCCCGCUCGGCCGAGAGACGCAUCUCAGAGAGGCUACGCACCACGGAGAACGCGCUGGACGAGACCAAAGCAGAUCUAGGAGACCUGAAGCUGAAGCUGAGUGCUGCAGAGGGAAGGGUCAAUGGUCUGGAAUCCCAGUUGGCUCAAGUUGAAGGAGCGAAGCAGGAGGUGGAGUUCAAGCUAGGGAGCCUGCAUUCCACCCUACGUCGAACCCUAGGCAUCGGAGCUGGUGGAAUGGGUAGCUCACUCAGUCUAGCUAGUAGCACUUCACCAGGACCAAGAUCUUCGCUGAGGGAUAGGAGUCCUAGUCCGGUACGAGCACGUAGGACCAGGUCUCCUGUCAAAGGUUUUGACAACACCUUCGCCUCCACUGCCGAUGGCUUUGGCACCCCCAUCCCCCGUACCGGGUCCCCUGAGCUACAGGACCGGUCCGCCAGCCCCCUCCCGACCCGCAGUACCUCCCCCACCCGUAUGGAGCAGCUCGUGGCUGAUAUCGACCCUGAGACCGUCAGGAUCGCCCUCAAAGACUUCUCCCAGCAGCUCAAGGAUACAGAGAGAGAAAGGGAUGAAGCCUUCUGUCGUAUUCGCCUGAUCACCCAAGAGCUUGCUGAGAACGAGGCAGCCAGGCACCGUGUCGACCAACGCCUGCAGCAGUUCCAGAAGUCCCUGACCGAGGCGGAGGAGGGCAAGCGCGGCGCUGAUGGACGUCUCAGCAGCGCGCAGACUGCCCUCAUGCUUCAGGAGGAGACAAUCCGUCGAAGCGAGAGGGACCGUAAAGGCAUGCAGGAAAAAAUCAACACCUUGGAGCGUUCACUCCAGUCGGCCGAGGCCGAGAAGCGUAACCAGAGCGACCGCAUUGCCAAGAUGAACCAGGGCUCACAGAGGAUGGAGGGAGACAAGCGAUCUCUCCGCGAGACCCUCGAGGCAUCGGAGAACCGCUGCACGCAGCUGGAGCUGAAGCGACGGGCACUAGAGGGCGACCUUCAGCGGUCCCACCUGUCAAUGAACGACAAGGAGACGGAGAGCCAAGUCCUGCAGGAUAGGAUCGAGGCCCUGAUGAGACAGAUCCAGGACCUGGAGAGUAAGAACACCUCGUUGCAGUUGACCGUUGACCGAUUGUCCAGCUCCCUGGCCAGGUCCGAGGAAGGAGAACACACUCUCAAGGAUCAGCUGCAAUCUCUAUCCCUGUCUCUCAACGACACUGCAAUGGAAUCCACUCAGAAGCAAGAACAGUUACAUCACCUACAACAGGCUGUGGCUAACAGCGAGAAGGACAGGAGAGUCCUGCAAGAAAGAUUGGAUGCUGCCAGACAUGGUGCUAGUGAUGCCAAGAAGCAGAACCAUCAAUUGAUAGAGAGAGUUCAGCAGGGACAGAACGAUCUAGCCGAGUGUGAGCUGAGGAGGGCAGAGCUGGAGCAACAAGUCAGGUCUUCACAACAGCUCGUGAAGCAGCACCAGGAAUCGGAGGAGACCACCAUGACUCAGAUCCAGAGAUUCCAAGCAGAGAAACGAUCCUUGAAGGAACACGUCACCACACUGCAGAAGGCCUACAGUAACCUAGAGACUGAGAAGAGAGAGGUGCAACGCAGUGCGGGUCGUCUGGAGAAAGAUAAGACUGCUCUCAAGAAAACCCUGGAUAAGGUUGAGCGAGAGAAGAUGCGCCAUGAGGAGGCCGUAAUGAGGGCCACGUCGGAGAAAGGAGCCUUAGACCAGUCCCUAACCUCCCUGGACCAAGAAAAUAUUGAGCUUCAGAGACAGACCCAGGCCCUACAGGCUACUCUGGCUGAGACAGAGCAGCAACAUGCCCAGAGAUUGAUUGAGCUGACGACAAGACACAGACAAGAGACAGAGAUCGAGACAGAGAGAUUGAGAACAGCUCAGCUUCAGGCUGAGAGGACCCUGGAGGCCAGGGAGAGGGCUCACAGACAGAGGGUCAAAGGACUUGAAGAGCAGAAUUCCACCUUGAAGGAUCAGAUGCAUCAUGAGGUCAGGAAAAGACAACAGUACAUCUCCAUGAGUUCCAAGACUAAUGAUGAGAUCCAGGACCUCAGGAAUAUGCUCAGUGACUCGUUGCACUCUGUGGCCCGCGACCCGACCCUUGACCCUGUGCUGCUGGAGCACGAGACCAGGAAGCUAGAUGAGUCCAUGGGAUACUCCUCCUCUCUGCGCAGGUCGGCCAGAGGGGCGUCGCCUCCUACCAGUCUAUCACCACGCCUAGCCAAGGACCGCAACCGUAGUAUAUCCCCCGUUAGGCUGGGUAAACCAGCCAGCACCUCAACACCGGGCAUGGAUUCCAAGCUUAGAAGUAGCAGUGGCCGAACUCGAUCAGCGCGAGGCCUCAGUCCGUCAUCGCUUCGCGGCUCGUUACGAAAGUGAUCCGUUUUUUGUAGAUUAGCCAUGCAAUAUGUAUAGAAUUCAUCUGCAUUCCAUUCCAGUGUUAAGAGACUCAGAAGACUUUAACUCUAUGAUAAAAACCCAUGAGUUAAUGUCCUUCUGGUUCCAAAACAGACGAUACAAUGACGUCUCAGAUGAUUUGUCAGAAAAUUUUGAAAGUAAAUAAUUCAUUAGAAAUGAGAUAUCGGAAAUCCUGGUUAGGCGAUGUUAACAGCAUUCCAUGUUCAAAGGCAGGAGUUCUCCAUUUAAGUUUAACCCUGUUAUGACAGUAAGCUGAUAGACCGUGUAUGAGGUAACUUGCCUUUGAGGCUUGUUGUAGCUAAAGGGUUCACCCAUAGCUAGUUGAGAGAAUAGUUGCAUCACCAGAAGUCACUCCCGAUCAGUCAGUCACUUCCUUGAGCUUCAAAGACAAGUUAGUCUCUCUCAUAGAAAUCAUACAUGGGAGGGAAGUCUUUGAAGCCCCAUGAUUUAACCGCACUUACGUUAACGGGGAGAUGCGAGUUGGUCUAGUGUUAAUGUCCGUGGUACGGUCAGCUCUCUGUCUUCACCUAGAAGUAUUUCGGAUGGUGACCGUCUGACGCUAAAGUCAGUCCCCAGACGUAAAUCAUAUCUGAUUGAUACACUUCUGAAAAAAACACAAGUUACAAACUUGUUCCCUUCGUCACAACUAUCUCUUUCAAUGUGCUAUGGGUUAACCCUAUUAUUGCCAUGUGAAGUUAUACAAUUUAGACAAUCAGUAGGAUUUUAGCUUUUUAUGAUCAAAUGAGAAAAUAUUGCAGAGAAAAUAGAAAGUUGGCCUAAGCUGUAGAUAGCAUUGAUUCAUGUGCAGUGGUGCUGUUUUUGUUGUUGAGGUGUUGAGACAACAUGCUCUCAUGACUGCCAUUUGCUAGGUUGUUUGAACUGCCAUUCAUGGAACGAUCAUUCCCUUUCUUGGACCAAUUGGAUGUGUUGUGCUGAAAGACAAAAAUAGAGUGUUUGCGAAUAUGCUAGAAACU
This is a messenger RNA of Strongylocentrotus purpuratus (purple sea urchin), 8146 nucleotides long. Its product is annotated as rootletin. NCBI's taxonomy places the organism in Eukaryota, Metazoa, Echinodermata, Echinoidea, Camarodonta, Strongylocentrotidae. The record is from RefSeq and is a predicted model, not a curated record. The transcript is spliced from 38 exons. The coding region runs from base 192 to 7133 and encodes 2313 amino acids.